Gracilinanus agilis (Agile Gracile Mouse Opossum) is the source of this 537-nucleotide messenger RNA. RefSeq names its product signal peptidase complex catalytic subunit SEC11C-like. Gene Ontology annotation, cellular component: membrane; signal peptidase complex. Lineage: Eukaryota; Metazoa; Chordata; Mammalia; Didelphimorphia; Didelphidae. The coding region runs from base 31 to 537 and encodes 168 amino acids. Gene Ontology annotation, molecular function: serine-type endopeptidase activity. The record is from RefSeq and is a predicted model, not a curated record. The transcript has a single exon.
ACCACGGACAUCUUCAGGGACUUACAAGGGAUGAACAAGCACCAGCUAUAUUACCAGAUUUUAAACUUUGCCAUGAUUGUAUCUUCUGCUCUUAUGAUAUGGAAAGGCUUGAUAGUUGCCACUGGAAUUGAAAGCCCUAUUAUGGUGGUGCUGAGUGGCAGUAUGGAAACAGCUUUUCAUAGAGGAGACCUCCUGUUUUUAACAAAUUUCUGGAAAGAUCCCAUUAGAGCUGGGGAAAUAGUCAUUUUUAAAGUUGAAGGAAGAGAUAUUCCUAUAGUCAACAGAGUCAUCAAAGUUCAUGAAAAAGACAAUGGAAAUGUCAAAUUUCUAACUAAAGGAGAUAAUAGUGAAGUUUAUGAUAGAGGUUUGUACAAAGAAGGUCAAAACUGGCUAGAAAAGAAGGAUGUUGUAGGAAGAGCAAGAAGGUUUUUGCCAUACAUUGGGAUGGUUACCAUAAUCAUGAAUGAUUAUCUGAAAUUCAAGUAUGCUUUUUUGGCUAUAAUGGGUGAACAUGUGACACUGAAAUGUGAAUCCUAA